Molecule: messenger RNA, 3093 nt
Organism: Sclerotinia sclerotiorum 1980 UF-70
Lineage: Eukaryota; Fungi; Ascomycota; Leotiomycetes; Helotiales; Sclerotiniaceae
Exons: 5
Coding region: 1-3093 (1030 amino acids)
Biological process (GO): peptide catabolic process
Cellular component (GO): cytosol; mitochondrion
Molecular function (GO): metalloendopeptidase activity; metal ion binding
Source: RefSeq, a predicted model, not a curated record
AUGUCCAAUUUACCUCAACCAAAGAGCUCAAUAGCUCCCGACAGUCCUUUGAGAGAGCAGAGAGUGCAUCAUAGACUCGUCGAGAGACUCACCGAUCGACUCGAAACCCCAAGUUUAGAUGAUCGUUCUUAUCGAGUUAUCAAGCUUCCCAAUCAAUUAGAGGUUUUGCUUGUUCAUGAUGCUGAAACAGACAAAGCCUCUGCAGCUAUGGACGUUAAUGUGGGGAAUUUCAGUGAUCCUGAAGAUUUCCCUGGUAUGGCGCAUGCUGUAGAGUAUCCUGUAGAAAAUGCAUAUUCACAAUACCUUUCUUCACAUUCGGGAAGUUCCAAUGCGUAUACCGGUGCCACAUCUACAAAUUAUUACUUUGAAGUUGCUGCGAAAUCAGGGGAGGAUGGAGCUUCAGGAGAUUCAAACCUCUCGCCUUUGUAUGGUGCUCUGGAUCGAUUCGCUCAAUUCUUCAUAGAUCCUCUAUUUCUCGAUUCGACUUUGGACAGAGAAUUGAAAGCUGUGGAUUCAGAGAACAAGAAGAAUUUACAAAGUGAUCAAUGGAGAUUGCAUCAAUUGGAUAAAUCAUUAUCGAACCCAAAGCAUCCUUAUUGCCACUUUUCCACGGGAAAUUUAGAGGUUUUGAAGAUACAACCAGAAUCGCGGGGAAUAAAUGUGCGAGAAAAGUUUAUGGAAUUUCAUGAAAAACAUUAUUCUGCGAAUCGCAUGAAGCUUGUCAUAUUGGGAAGAGAACCAUUGGAUAAACUGGAAUCAUGGGCGGCUGAUCUUUUUGCCGGUGUACGAAAUAAGGAUUUGCCACAAAAUCGAUGGGAGGAUGAGCGACCUUAUGGUCCAGAACAACUUUCCACUCAAUGUUUCGCGAAACCUGUUAUGGAUUCUCGAACUUUGGACAUUUCCAUCCCCUUCAUUGAUGAAGAAUUACUAUUCGAAUCACAACCUAGCCGAUAUUUGACACAUCUUAUUGGACAUGAAGGACCAGGUAGUAUCAUGGCUUAUAUAAAGUCAAAGGGAUGGGCAAAUGCUUUAAGUGCAGGUGUUUAUCCAAUAUGUCCUGGGACGCCUGGUUUGUUCAGUUGCCAAAUACGCUUGACAGAAGAUGGUCUCAAGAAUUACAAGGAAGUCGUGAAAGUCUUCUUUCAGUAUAUCGCACUGCUCAAAGAUGCACCACCUCAAGAAUGGAUAUUCAAUGAGCAGAAAGGUUUAGCUGAUGUUGAUUUCAAAUUCAAGCAAAAAACUCCAGCUAGUAGAUUCACCAGCAAAAUCAGUGCCGUCAUGCAAACACCAUUGCCCAGAGAAUGGCUGCUCAGUGGCCACAGCAGACUUCGAAAGUUUGAUGCAGGAAAAAUAUCUGCUGGACUUGAUUGCUUAAGGGCUGAUAAUUUCCGCAUGCAAAUCUCUUCACAAACCUUCCCCGGUGGUUGGGAUUCAAAAGAAAAAUGGUAUGGCACAGAGUACAAAUACGAGAAGAUUCCGGCGGAUUUCUUGGAAGAGAUAAAGAAGGCUGCUUCUAGCAAGAAAGGAGAACGCUUCCCAGAGUUACAUUUACCUCACGUAAAUCAAUUUAUCCCAACCAAACUCGAGGUUGAAAAGAAGGAAGUUCAAACACCUGCCAUUUCCCCCAAGUUGAUCAGAAAUGAUGACGCGGUAAGGACAUGGUUUAAGAAAGAUGAUACUUUCUGGGUUCCAAAAGCAAAUCUAUUCAUUCAAUGCAGAAAUCCAUUACCAAUGGCAACGGCAGAAAACUCUCUCAAAGCAAGAAUGUACACCGAUUUGGUUUACGACGCAUUAGAGGAUUACGCCUAUGAUGCUGAGCUUGCCGGACUCGAAUACUCUGUAUCUAGUCAUUCAAUGGGUUUGGAAAUUAGCGUUUCCGGAUAUAAUGACAAGCUCUCAGUUCUUUUGGAGAAGGUAUUGACUACCAUGAGAGAUCUUGAGAUCAAACAGGACCGAUUCGAGAUUAUCAAGGAGAGGUUGACAAGGGGUCUAAAGAACUGGGACUUUCAACAACCUUACAAUCAAGUCGGUGAUUACAUGAGAUGGCUCAGUAGUGAGAAAGGCUACAUAAAUGAGCAAUACCUAGCCGAAUUGCCACAUCUUACUGCGGCCGAUAUUCAACAGUUCUACCCACAUCUAUUAAGACAGAUGCACAUUGAAACUUUUGUACAUGGAAACCUGUACAAGGAGGAUGCUUUGAAAUUGGCCGAUUUGACAGAAAGCAUAUUGAAGCCAAGAGUAUUGCCUCAAACUCAAUGGCCAAUUGGUAGAUCUUUAGUCUUUCCACCUGGAGCUAACUUCGUCUACCACAAGACUCUUAAAGAUCCGGCCAAUGUCAAUCACUGUAUAGAAUACGUUCUAUCUAUCGGAGAUAAGGCAAUUCGUCCUCAACGAGCCAAGACCCUUCUUCUCGAUCAAAUGACUCAUGAACCUGCAUUUGAUCAAUUACGAACCAAAGAACAGCUAGGAUAUGUUGUAUUCAGUGGAUGUUCAACAACAACUACCACCAUCGCUUACAGAUUCAUCAUUCAAAGUGAAAAGACUCCACAAUAUCUUGAGGAACGAAUUGAUUCUUUCUUGGUUGGAUAUUCAGAAAUUCUUAAGAAUAUGUCAGAUUCUGAAUUUGAGGGUCACAAGAGAAGUUUAAUCACCAAGAGAUUGGAGAAGUUGAAGAAUUUGGAUCAAGAAUCAAAUCGUAUCUGGUCUCAUAUUGAUUAUGAGUACUUUGACUUUGAACUUGUCCAUCAUGAUGCUGCAAACGUCAAAGCACUCACCAAAGAAGACAUGAUACAAUUCUAUGAUCAAUUCAUCUUGCCAUCUUCUCCACUUCGAUCAAAACUCGCAAUUCACCUCAUUGCUCAAGGAACCUCUUUACCAGAAGAGAAACCAGAAGAGCAAAGUGUUCUUGCAAUUAAUAAAGAUCGUAAAGAUGCUGAGGAUGGAGAAGCUAUUGUGGUUAAGGUUGAAGGUAAUGGUACUAAGCCAUAUGUCAUUACAGAUGUACGACAAUUCAAGAGUAUGUUGCAAGUCACCGCGGGACCACAACCGGUCAAGCAUAUUAGUGAGUUUGAGGAUUUGGAUUCAAAACUAUAA